AGCUCGCUGACCAGAAAAGCAUCAUGGCCGACGUGACCGACGUGCACGUGGAAUUGGAAGAGAAGCUGACCGUGGAGGAAGCUCAAGCUGCCAGAGCGGCGCAAGAAGUGGUCGCGGCAACGAAGCCCUCCAAGAAGGCCGCUGCCGCGGCGCCCAUCGUGUACGAAUCGCGCCUCCACGAGGUGCGCGACUGGAAAAAGAGCGCGUUGUCGCUGGACGAACGCUUCGAGUUGUGCAAAAGUGUCGGCGAGGAAUGCAUCAAGGAAGAGGAACUUCGCGUUCUGUUGGAGAAGAAGGAGCAUCCCAUCUGCUACGACGGGUUUGAGCCCAGCGGACGCAUGCACAUUGCGCAAGGGGUGCUGCGCAUGAUCAACGUCAACAAGCUGACAAGUGCGGGGUGCAUUUUCCGCUUUUGGGUGGCGGAUUGGUUUGCCUUGCUCAACAACAAGAUGGGCGGCGACCUCAAGAAGAUCCGCAAGGUCGGGCAGUACAUGAUUGAGAUCUGGAAAGCGGUCGGGAUGAACAUGGACAACGUGCAGUUUCUGUGGGCGUCCGACGAAAUCAACUCGCACGCGGACGAGUACUGGACCCGCGUGAUCGACGUCGCGCGCAAGUUCAACGUGGCGCGCAUCCAGCGAUGCUGCACGAUCAUGGGGCGCAAGGAAGCGGACGACAUGAGCGCCGCGCAGAUGAUGUACCCGUGCAUGCAGUGCGCAGACGUGUUCUUCCUCAAGGCGGACAUCUGCCAGCUGGGUCUGGACCAGCGCAAGGUCAACAUGCUGGCGCGCGAGUACUGUGACGAAGCCAAGAUCAAGUUCAAGCCUGUGAUCAUCAGCCACCACAUGCUUAUGGGGUUGAAGCAAGGCCAGGAAAAAAUGAGCAAGAGUGACCCCGACUCGGCUAUCUUCAUGGAGGACACGGCGUCCGACGUGAGCCGCAAGAUCAAGAAGGCGUACUGCCCGCCCGCGCAAGUCGACGGCAACCCCAUCAUGGACUACAUGAAGCACAUCAUCUUUCCCAUGUUUCCCGACGGCGUAGUUGUCAAGCGAAAGGAAGACUAUGGCGGCGACAAGACGUACGUCGAGUACGACGAGAUGGUCGUGGACUACCUCUCCGAGGCCAUCCACCCCGGCGACUUGAAGCCGGCGCUCACGGAAUACCUCAACCAGAUCUUGGAGCCCGUGCGCAAGCAUUUUGAACAAGGUGAGGCCAAGAAACUGCUCGCGGAAAUCAAAAAGUUCAAAGUCACGCGAUAAGCACCCAAGAACGUUCCAAGAACGUUCCAAGCAACAAUGGGCGGGUGUCGGUUUUGAUUGGAUAAUAUACAUUGAGUUCAUCCGACGUUGGUAUAACACAGAAAUCGUUGUUAUAACAAACGCA
Molecule: messenger RNA, 1380 nt
Organism: Aphanomyces astaci
Lineage: Eukaryota; Oomycota; Saprolegniomycetes; Saprolegniales; Verrucalvaceae
Product: tyrosine-tRNA ligase
Exons: 3
Coding region: 24-1256 (410 amino acids)
Biological process (GO): tRNA aminoacylation for protein translation
Molecular function (GO): tyrosine-tRNA ligase activity; ATP binding
Source: RefSeq, a predicted model, not a curated record